Messenger RNA from Mesorhabditis spiculigera, 597 nucleotides. NCBI's taxonomy places the organism in Eukaryota, Metazoa, Nematoda, Chromadorea, Rhabditida, Rhabditidae. The record is from the annotation of a GenBank genome assembly.
AUGCUGGCGAUUCUCCUGGUUUUACCCCUGAUAUAUGGGUCGUUGGCGGACGUUGGAGUAUGUAACCGAACCACCGAACCUUUGUCGUGGCUUGAGACACAUGGCCAGGGAUUGGAGGAUUGGUCAAGCGCUGGGGUGAAAGCGGUUGGGCCGAAUUAUUGCCUAGUGGGCUCUAAGCAAACCGCCACGCUGGCCGUCGCCUACCAUAUGAACAUCUCGGCUGAUGCCAUACCUGUGAAAAUGGCACGCCCGACUUGGAACCUAGAUGCUAACGGAACCCAAAAUGGCUGUCUCAACCAAGACCCAAGAAUCAAGUAUUGCUUUUCGUUCUGCACCGCCGAUCUGGAGAAUUUGGUAACCAGGGCAGCCCUAAAGUUCCGAGUUGCCUACCAACUAGCUGCGGAUGUUUUCGAGGAAUAUGGGAGCCCAGCCGAUGUGGCGGUCACUACCAUUGAGGUUUCACUGACGGACCCGGCGGCCCAUCUUGAUGUCCAAGUUUUCAUGCUGCCUUGCUGGUGCUCGGUCUACGUGGGAAUUGACCCGGACUUUGGAUCGCCGUAUCUCUAUGAAGUCCAAAUUGCACACUUGCUUUCUUCG